UUUGAAAGUGUAAACCCUCAAUCAAAUACCUAAGACUUCCGAUCGUAACCUUUUCGUGUUUCCUUGGUUCAUAAUAUCAAUCCCAAAUGGCAGGUUCAAGCAUUGUUGUUGUUUUCGAUUUCGAUAAAACGAUUAUCGAUUGUGAUAGCGAUAAUUGGGUGGUGGAUGAGUUAGGCGCCACCGAAUUGUUCGAACAACUUCUUCCUACAAUGCCAUGGAACUCUCUCAUGGAUCGAAUGAUGAAAGAGCUUCAUUCGCAAGGAACCAGAAUUGAGGACAUUGUAGCUGUUUUGAAAAGAACCCCUAUACACCCUCGAAUCAUCGAAGCCAUUAAAUCGGCUCAUGCUUUAGGAUGUGACUUGAAGAUUGUGAGCGACGCAAACACGUUCUUCAUCCAGACAGUUUUGAAACAUUGUGGCCUGAAAGAAUGUUUCUCGGAGAUCCAUACAAACCCUGGUUUUGUGGAUGAAGAAGGCAGGCUAAGGAUAUUCCCUCACCAUGAUUUCCCCAAAUCUUCUCAUGGAUGCGUUCAUCCCAGCUGCCCUCCUAAUAUGUGCAAGGGUACUGUGAUUGAAAAGAUACAAGCUUCUCAAUCGACGGAGGACCAGAAGAAAACGAUAAUCUACCUUGGAGACGGACUUGGUGAUUUCUGCCCAAGUUUGAAGCUUGGUGAUGGAGACUAUGUAAUGCCAAGGAAGGGUUUCCCGGUUUGGGACUUGAUUUGCAAAAACAGGAGCCUAAUAAAGGCACAGAUAUGGGAAUGGAGCAAUGGGGAGGACUUUGAACGCGUGUUGCUCAACCUUAUCACCAGGAAUAUUUCUAUUCACAAUAACAACACUACUGCCCAACUCCAAUCAGUUGACUGCAAACUAGAAACAAUGAAGUUGCCGGCCACGGCUAACGCUGAAGCCUUACAGCAUUCCCUUCACGUUAUUCAUUAA
Molecule: messenger RNA, 941 nt
Organism: Hibiscus syriacus
Lineage: Eukaryota; Viridiplantae; Streptophyta; Magnoliopsida; Malvales; Malvaceae
Product: inorganic pyrophosphatase 2-like
Exons: 4
Coding region: 87-941 (284 amino acids)
Molecular function (GO): phosphatase activity
Source: RefSeq, a predicted model, not a curated record